This is a messenger RNA of Podarcis raffonei (Aeolian wall lizard), 22099 nucleotides long. It is a transcript of the gene PLEC, whose product is annotated as plectin. The transcript is spliced from 78 exons. Bases 16 to 21996 code for a protein of 7326 amino acids. Gene Ontology annotation, cellular component: cytoplasm; membrane; cytoskeleton. Gene Ontology annotation, molecular function: calcium ion binding; microtubule binding; structural molecule activity. The record is from RefSeq and is a predicted model, not a curated record. Gene Ontology annotation, biological process: intermediate filament cytoskeleton organization; hemidesmosome assembly; cytoplasmic microtubule organization. Lineage: Eukaryota; Metazoa; Chordata; Lepidosauria; Squamata; Lacertidae.
CCUGCCGCCUUCGCCAUGGUGGCUGGCAUGCUGAUGCCCUUGGAGCAGCUGCGCUCCAUCUACGAGCUGCUCUUCCGCGAUGGGGUCAUGGUGGCCCAGAAGGACCGGCGCCCCCACAGCUACCACCCCCAGCUGCCGGGCAUCACCCACCUGCAAGUCCAGCGGGCCAUGGGCUCCCUGCAUGCCCGCGGCCUGGUGCGCGAGAGCUUUGCCUGGCGCCACUGCUACUGGUACCUGACGGACGAGGGCAUCGCGCACCUGCGCCAGUACCUGCGCCUGCCGCCAGAGAUUGUGCCCGCCACCUUGCAGCGCGUCCGCCGCCCCGUGGCCAUGGCAAGGCCCGCCCCGCGCCCACGCCCGCCUCGCACCCAGACCGUGCCAGGCCCACUGGCCUGCCCCCCGAAGCCCCAGGAGGCCUCACGCCAGGAGUACCGCCGGAAGGAGGAGCCUGCUGGGCACAUGGAGCUGGUUGCUGCCAGGGCAGGGCCACAGGUGGCCUCUGCUGCCCCUCCUGCUGAAGACGAACGGGAUCGGGUCCAGAAGAAAACCUUCACCAAAUGGGUCAACAAACACCUUAUCAAGGCCCAUCGCCAUGUCAACGACCUCUACGAAGACCUCCGCGAUGGGCACAACCUCAUCUCCCUCCUGGAGGUGCUCUCAGGAGAUACUCUGCCCCGCGAAAAGGGCCGGAUGCGGUUCCACAAGCUCCAGAAUGUGCAGAUUGCCCUGGAUUACCUGAAGCACCGGCAGGUGAAGCUGGUCAAUAUCCGGAACGAUGACAUUGCGGACGGAAACCCCAAGCUGACUCUGGGCCUCAUCUGGACCAUCAUCCUCCACUUCCAGAUCUCGGACAUCCAGGUGAGCGGCCAGUCGGAGGACAUGACCGCCAAGGAGAAGCUGCUGCUGUGGUCCCAGCGGAUGGUCGAAGGCUACCAGGGCCUGCGCUGCGACAACUUCACCACCAGCUGGCGAGAUGGGCGCCUCUUCAACGCCAUCAUCCACCGCCACAAGCCGAUGCUGAUUGACAUGAACAAAGUGUAUCGCCAGACCAAUGUGGAGAACCUGGAGCAGGCCUUCUCCGUGGCCGACCACGAGCUGGGAGUGACGCGGCUGCUGGACCCGGAAGAUGUCGACGUUCCUCAGCCCGACGAGAAGUCCAUCAUCACCUACGUCUCCUCUCUCUACGAUGCCAUGCCUCGCGUGCCCGACGUGGUGGAUGGCGUCAAGGCCAACGAGCUGCAGCUGCGCUGGCAGGAGUACUACGAGGUGGUGACGCUGCUCCUGCAAUGGAUCCGGCAUCACACGGUGAUCUUUGAGGAGCGCAAGUUCCCCUCCAGCUUUGAGGAGAUCGAGAUCCUGUGGCGCCAGUUCCUGAAGUUCAAGGAGACAGAGCUGCCCGCCAAGGAAGCUGACAAGAACCGCUCCAAGGCCAUCUACCAGUCUCUGGAGCCGUCUGUCCAGUCUGGGCAGCUGAAGGUUCCUCCCGGCUACCACCCGCUGGACGUGGAGAAGGAGUGGGGCAAGCUGCAUGUGGCCAUCCUGGAGCGGGAGAAACUUCUGCGCUCCGAGUUCGAGAGGUUGGAGCGCCUGCAGCGCAUUGUCAGCAAACUUCAGAUGGAGUCGGGUCUCUGUGAGGAGCACCUCAACCAGGCGGACACCCUCCUGCAGUCGGACAUCCGCCUGCUGGCUGCAGGGAAGGCGCCCCAAAAGUCGGCCGAGAUCGAGCGGGACCUGGACAAGGCCGAUGCCAUGAUCCGCCUGCUCUUCAACGAUGUGCAGGCGCUCAAGGACGGGCGCCACCCGCAAGGGGAGCAGAUGUACCGCAGGGUCUACCGCCUGCACGAGCGCCUGGUGGCCAUCCGCACGGAAUACAACCUGCGCCUGAAGUCUGGGUCGGCCCCCAUUGCCCAGGUCACGGUGCCCGUCACGCAGCGCCCGCGCCAGGAGCUGGACAACGUCACCCUGCGCUACCUGCAGGACCUGCUGGCCUGGGUGGAGGACAACCAGCGGCGCCUGAACGCGGCCGAGUGGGGCGUGGACCUGCCCACCGUGGAGUCUCAGCUGGGCAGCCACCGCGGACUCCACCAGUCCAUCGAGGAGUUCCGUGCCAAGAUCGAGAGGGCAAGAGCAGAUGAGGCCCAGCUCUCCCCUGGCCCACGAAGUGCCUACCGGGACUGCCUGAACAAGCUGGACUUGCAGUAUGCCAAGCUGCUGAACUCCUCCAAGGCCCGCCUGCGCCACCUCGAGAGCCUCCAGGCGUUUGUGGCAGCUGCCACCAAGGAGCUGAUGUGGCUGAACGAGAAGGAGGAGGAGGAGGUCAACUACGACUGGAGCGAGCGCAACAGCAACAUGGCCGCCAAGAAGGAGAGCUACUCCGGCCUGAUGCGGGAGCUGGAGCAGCGGGAGCGGAAGAUAAAGGAGAUCCAGAGCACCGGAGACCGGCUGCUGAGGGAGGAGCACCCAGGCAAACAGACUGUGGAGGCCUUCCAGGCUGCCCUGCAGACCCAAUGGAGCUGGAUGCUCCAGCUGUGCUGCUGCAUUGAGGCCCACCUGAAGGAGAACAACGCCUACUUCCAGUUCUUCUCCGACGUGAAGGAGGCGGAGGAAUUCCUGCGCAAGACCCAGGAGACCAUGCGGAAGAAGUUUGUCUGCGACCGCUCCAUCACCGUGACGCGCCUGGAGGACUUGCUGCAGGACUCCCUUGAGGAGAAGGAGCACCUGGCUGAGUACCAGGGUCAGCUGGCCGGGCUGGCCAAGCGAGCCAAGGCCAUUGUCCAGCUGAAGCCACGCAGCCCCAGCACAGCCCUCAAGGGACGACUGCCUCUCCAGGCCGUCUGCGACUACAAGCAGAUGGAGAUCACGGUGCACAAGGGUGACUCCUGCACCCUCCUCAGCAACGCCCAGCCGUACAAGUGGAAGGUGCUCAACGUGGCCGGGAGCGAGGCCACUGUGCCCUCCAUCGUCUUCCUGGUGCCCCCACCCAACAAGGAGGCCCUGGAGGCUGUCAGCAGGUUGGAGAGCAGCCACCAGAGCCUGCUGACCUUCUGGCACCAGCUGCACAUCAACAUGCAGAGCCUUCUCUCCUGGCAGUACCUGCAGAGGGACAUCCAGCAGAUCCAGUCCUGGUCGCUGCUCAUAUUCCGGACGAUGCCCCCCGAGGAUUACCGGAAGACCUUGCGCAGCCUGGAGACCCACUACCAGGAGUUCCUGCGCAACAGCCAGGACUCCCAGAACUUCCUGCCGGAUGACCGGCUGCACGUGGAGCGCGAAUACACCCUCUGCACCCAGAAGUACGAGAUGCUGCUGCGCGGCCUGGAGAAAGGGGAGCAGGAGGAGUCUCUCUGCAGGAACUUCAUCUCUCAGCUGAAGGACAUCCGCCUGCAGCUGGAGGGCUGCGAGUCCCGCACCAUCCACAAGAUCCGCUCUCCGCUGGACAAGGACCCUGCCAAGGAGUGUGCCCAGCGCAUCAGUGACCAGCAGCAAAUCCACCUGGAACUGGAGGGCAUCAAGAAGAACCUGGGCAAAGUCAGCGCCAAGACGGAGGAGGUGCUGGCGCAACCAGAGCAGGCCAGCUCGGCCCCCACCCUCCACUCGGAGCUGGACAUCACCCUGCAGAAGAUGGACCAGGUGUACAGCCUCUCCAGCAUCUACCUGGAAAAGCUGAAGACCAUCAACCUGGUGAUCCGCAGCACGCAAGGGGCAGAGGAGCUGGUCCGCAAGUACGAGGAGCAGCUGAAGGAUGUGCAAGCGGUGCCCUCUGACCUCAAGGCCCUGGAGGCCACCAAGACGGAGCUGAAGAGGCUGCGUGGGCAGGUGGAAGGGCACCAGCCCAUCUUCAGCACCCUGGAGGCCGACCUGGGCAAGGCCAGCGAGGUGAACGAGCGGAUGGUGCAGGGCCACAGCGAGAGGGACAUCGACCUGGACCGCUACCGGGAGCGGGUGCAGCAGCUGCUGGAGCGCUGGCAGGCCAUCCUGGCCCAGAUCGACCUGCGCCAGAGGGAGCUGGACCAGCUGGGACGCCAGCUGCGCUACUACCGCGAGAGCUAUGACGGCCUCAUCCAGUGGAUCCAGGACGCCCGGCAACGCCAGGAGAGCCUCCAGGCCGUUCCCAUCACCAGCAGCAAGGGCGUGCGGGAGCAGCUGCUGCAGGAGAAGAAACUCCUGGAGGAAUGUGAGCGCAACCGGGAGAAGGUGGAGGAGUGCCAGCGCUUUGCCAAGCAAUACAUAGAUGCCAUCAAGGAUUAUGAGCUCCAGCUGGUGACCUACAAGGCGCAGGUGGAGCCAGUGGCCUCUCCAGCCAAGAAGCCCAAAGUUCAGUCGGCCUCGGACAGCAUCAUCCAGGAGUACGUGGACCUGCGGACGCGCUACAGUGAGCUGACCACGCUGAGCAGCCAGUACAUCAAGUUCAUCACUGAGACGCUUCGGCGGCUGGAGCAGGAGGAGAAAACCGCAGAGAAGCUGAAGGAGGAGGAGCGGAAGCGCCUGGCCGAGGUGGAGGCGCAGCUGGAGAAGCAGAAGCAGCUGGCGGAGGCCCAUGCGCAGGCCAAGGCGCAGGCCGAGAGGGAGGCCCAGGAGCUGCAGCGCCGAAUGCAGGAGGAGGUCAGCCGGAGGGAGCUGGUGGCCGUGGACGCCGUGCAGCAGCAGCAAACCAUCCAGCAGGAGCUGAAGCAGAUGAAGCUCAGCUCGGACGCGCAGAUCCAGUCCAAGCUCAAGGUGAUCGAGGAGGCCGAGAUCAACCGCCGGAAGGUGGAGGAGGAGAUCCACAUCAUCCGCCUGCAGCUGCACGCCACCGAGAAGCAGAAGGCGGCCGCGGAGGGAGAGCUGCAGGCGCUGCGGGACAGCGCCGAGGAGGCCGAGCGCCAGAAGCGCCUGGCCCAGGAGGAGGCUGAGCGCCUGCGCAAGCAAGUCAAGGACGAGGCCCAGAAGAAGAAGGAGGCGGAGGACGAGCUGAAGCGCAAGGUGCAGGCCGAGCAGCAGGCCGCCCGCGAGAAGCAGAAGGCCCUGGAGGACCUGCAGAAGCUGCGCCUGCAGGCGGAGGAGGCCGAGCGCAGAAUGAAGCAGGCUGAGCUGGAGAAGGAGCGGCAGGUGCAGGUGGCCCAGGAGAUGGCGCAGAAGAGCGCCGCAGCAGACCUGCAGAGCCGGCGCCUCUCCUUCGCCGAGAAGACGGCGCAGCUGGAGAUGUCCCUCCAGCAGGAGCACAUCACGGUCACACACCUGCAGGAGGAGGCCGAGAGGCUGAAGAAGCUGCAGCUGGACGCAGAGGCAUCUCGUGAAGAGGCCGAGAAGGAGGUGGAGAAGUGGCGCCAGAAGGCCAACGAGGCUCUGCGCCUGCGGCUCCAGGCGGAGGAGGUGGCCCACAAGAAGGCCCUGGCGCAGGAAGAGGCUGAGAAGCAGAAGGAGGACGCAGAGCGCGAGGCCCGGAAGCGGUCGAAGGCCGAGGAGUCCGCCCUGCGCCAGAAGGAGCUGGCUGAGGAGGAGCUGGAGAAGCAGCGGAAGCUGGCUGAGGGCACCGCCCAGCAGAAGUUCCUGGCGGAGCAGGAGCUCAUCCGCCUGAAGGCUGAGAUGGAGAAUGGGGAGCAGCAACGGCUGCUGCUGGAGGAGGAGCUCUUCCGCCUCAAGAACGAGGUGAGCGAAGCCAUCCAGAAGCGCAAGGAGCUGGAGGAGGAGCUGGCCAAGCUGCGGGCCGAGAUGGAGCUGCUGCUGCGGAGCAAGACCAAAGCAGAAGAGGAGACCCGCUCGACCAGCGAGAAGUCCAAGCAGAUCCUGGAGGCGGAGGCCAACAAGCUGCGGGAGCUGGCGGAGGAGGCGGCCCGGCUGCGUGCCCUCUCGGAGGAGGCCAAGCGGCAGCGGCAGCUGGCAGAGGAGGAAGCCGCCCGACAGCGGGCAGAGGCCGAGCGGAUCCUCAAGGAGAAACUGGCUGCCAUCAAUGACGCCUCACGGCUGAAGGCGGAGGCUGAGAUCGCCCUGAAGGAGAAGGAGGCUGAGAAUGAGCGGCUGCGGCGGCUGGCGGAGGACGAGGCCUACCAGCGGAAGCUGCUGGAGGAGCAGGCCACCCAGCACAAGCAGGACAUUGAGGAGAAGAUCACGCAGCUGAAGAAGUCCUCUGAAGGUGAGCUGGAGAGGCAGAGGACCAUCGUGGACGAGACACUCAAGCAGCGGCGCAUCAUCGAGGAGGAGAUCCGCAUCCUCAAGAUCAACUUUGAGAAGGCCUCUGUGGGGAAGACGGACCUGGAGCUGGAGCUGGGCAAGAUCAAGCAGAAUGCUGAGGAGAUCCAGCGCAGCAAGGAGCAGGCCGAGAAUGAGGCUGAGAGGCUGCGGCAGCUGGCCCUGGAGGAGGAGAACCGCCGUCGGGAGGCCGAAGCCAAGGUCAAGCAGAUCCUGGCUGCUGAGCAGGAUGCAGCCCGCCAGCGCAAGGCAGCCCUGGAGGAGGUGGAGCGGCUGAAGGCGAAGGUGGAGGAGGCCAAGAGGCAGAAGGAGGUGGCGGAGAAGGAGUCGGAGAGGCAGAUCCAGCUGGCCCAGGAGGCUGCCCAGAAAAGGAUUGCGGCAGAAGAGAAGGCCCACUUGGCCGCCGUGCAGCAGAAGGAGCAGGAGCUGCUGCAGAGCAGGCAGCAGGAGCAGAGCAUCCUGGACAAGCUGAAGGAGGAGGCUCUGAGGGCCAAGAAGGCGGCCGAGGAAGCAGAGUUUGCGCGGGUCAAGGCGGAGCAGGACGCAGCCCUGUCCCGGCAGCUGGUGGAGGAAGCUGAGCACAUGAAGCAGCGGGCGGAAGAGGAGGCCCAAGCCAAGGCCAAGGCCCAGGAGGAUGCGGAGCAGCUCCGGAAGGAGGCUGAGCUGGAGGCGGCCAGGAGGGCCCAGGCGGAGCAGGCGGCCCUCAAGCAGAAGCAGCUGGCGGACGCAGAGAUGGAGAAGCACAAGAAGUUUGCGGAGCAGACCCUGCGGCAGAAGGCCCAGGUGGAGCAGGAGCUGACCAAGGUCAAGCUUCGGCUGGAGGAGACGGACCACCAGAAGAACAUCCUGGAGGAGGAGCAGCAGCGGCUGAAGAACGAGGUGACGGAGGCCAUGAAGCAGAAGGCGCAGGUGGAGGAGGAGCUCUUUAAGGUGAAGAUCCAGAUGGAGGAGCUGGUCAAGCUGAAGCUGCGCAUUGAGGAGGAGAACAAGAUCCUCAUCAUGAAGGACAAGGACAACACCCAGAAGUUCCUGGCGGAGGAGGCGGAGAAGAUGAAGCAGGUGGCGGAGGAGGCUGCCCGGCUGAGUGUGGAGGCGCAGGAGGCCGCGCGCAUGCGCAAGCUGGCGGAGGAGGACCUGGCGCAGCAGCGGGCGCUGGCGGAGAAGAUCCUGAAGGAGAAGAUGCAGGCGGUGCAGGAGGCCACGCGGCUGAAGGCCGAGGCGGAGAUGCUGCAGAAGCAGAAGGAGCUGGCCCAGGAGCAGGCCAAGAAGCUGCAGGAGGACAAGGAGCAGAUGCAGAUGCAGCUGGCCGAGGAGGCCGAGGGCUUCCAGAAGACCCUGGAGGCGGAGCGCCGCCGGCAGCUGGAGAUCACAGCCGACGCCGAGCGCCUGAAGGUGCAGGUGACGGAGCUGAGCCUGGCCCAGGCCAAGGCCGAGGAGGAGGCCAAGCGCUUCAAGAAGCAGGCGGAGGAGAUCAGCCGCAAGCUGCACGACACGGAGCUGGCCACCCGGGAGAAGGUGACCCUGGUGCAGACGCUGGAGAUCCAGAGGCAGAAGAGCGACCAGGACGCCGAGGCCCUGAGGAAGGCCAUCGCGGAGCUGGAGCAGGAGAAGGAGAGGCUGAAGCGCGAGGCGGAGCGGCUGCAGCAGCAGGCCGAGGAGAUGCAGGUGGCUCAGAAGGAGCAGUUGCUCCAGGAGACGCAGAUCCUCCAGCAGACUUUCCUGUCGGAGAAGGACAUCCUCUUGCAGAAGGAGAGGUUCGUGGAGGAGGAGAAGGCCAAGCUGGAGAAGCUCUUCCAGGACGAGGUCAACAAGGCUCAGGGCUUAAAGGCGGAGCAGGAGCGCCAGCAGAAGCAGAUGGAGCAGGAGAAGCAGCAGCUGGCGGCCACCCUGGAGGAGGCCAAGAAGAAGCAGGCGGAGGCCGAGGAGAAUGUCCGCCGGAAGCAGGAGGAGCUCCAGCAGCUGGAAAAGCAGCGGAAGCAGCAGGAGAAGCUUCUUGCGGAGGAAAACCAGAAGCUGAGGGAGAAGCUGGAGAAGCUGCAGGAGGAGCAGCGGGUGGCCCUGGCUCAGACGAGGGAGAUCAUGAUCCAGACCGAUGACCUUCCCCAGGAGGUGGUUGUCCCAUCCACGCAGGCACCUCAGUCGAAGGCUGUGCCCAACGGCCGAGACAUGGUAGAUGGCAUCUCUCGGAACGGUGAGCCAGAAUUGGCUUUCGAUGGAAUCCGUCAGAAAGUGCCUGCCAAGAAGCUGCUGGAGGCUGGCAUCCUGAGCCGAAAGAACCUGGACAAGUUGACCAAAGGGAAGGUGACGGUGGAGGAGCUCUCCAAGAGGGAUGACGUCAGGAGGUACUUGCAAGGCACCAACAGCAUCGCCGGCCUGGUGGUUAAGCCAACCAAUGAGAAAGUGAGCAUCUACCAGGCCAUGAAGCAGCAGCUGCUCAGCCCAGGCACAGCCCUCAUCCUGCUGGAGGCACAGGCUGCCUCUGGCUUCAUCAUCGACCCCAUAAAGAACAAGCGGAUGUCCGUCAACGAGGCUGUGAAAGAGGGAGUCGUGGGGCCUGAACUGCACAAUAAAUUGCUGUCUGCUGAGAGAGCAGUGACCGGCUACAAAGAUCCCUACACGGGGGAAAAGAUCUCCCUCUUCCAAGCCAUGACAAAAGAUCUCAUUGUGAAAGACCACGCGAUCCGGCUCCUGGAGGCUCAGAUUGCCACAGGAGGCAUCAUCGACCCCAUCAAUAGUCACCGCCUGCCCGUGGAAGUGGCCUACAAGCGAGGCUUCUUCGAUGAAGAGAUGCAGAAGAUCCUCUCUGACCCCACGGAUGACACCAAAGGCUUCUUCGACCCCAACACCCAGGAGAACCUGACUUACUUGCAGCUGAUGGAGAGAUGUGUGACCGACCCGGAGACUGGCCUCACUCUGCUGCCGCUGACAGACAAAGCAGCCAAAGGCAGAGAGCUGGUCUACACCGACCAAGAGGCAAAAGACGUCUUCAGGAAAGCCACAGUGUCUGCUCCCUUCGGCCAAUUCAAGGGGAAGACCGUGACCAUCUGGGAAAUCAUCAACUCUGAGUAUUUCACUGAGGAGCAGAGGCGGGACCUUCUGCGCCAGUACAAGACUGGAAAGAUCACCGUGGAGAAGAUAAUCCGGCUCGUCAUCACAGUGGUGGAGGAGAGCGAGAAGAAGAGCCAGCUCUGUUUUGAUGGGCUCCGGGCGCCUGUCCCAGCUGCCGAGCUGCUGGAGAGCAAAAUCAUUGACAAGGAUCUUUACAACCAGUUGCACCAGGGGAAGAAGUCCGUGAAGGAUGUCGCCAACGAUGAGGCCGUCAAGAAGUAUCUGAAAGGCUCAAGCGCCAUCGCAGGCAUCUUGGUAGAGUCAACAGGCCAGAAGUUACUGCUCAAUGAUGCCUUGAAGAAAAACCUCCUCAAGCCAGAGGUGGUCCUGAUGCUCCUGGAGGCCCAGGCUGGAAGUGGAUACAUCAUUGACCCCGUGAGGAAUGAGUAUCUCCCUGUGGACGAAGCCGUCAAAUCUGGAAUUGUUGGCCCUGAGUUGCAUGAGAAGCUGCUGUCUGCAGAGAAGGCUGUGACAGGGUACAAGGACCCUUACACGGGGCAGGUGGUCUCGCUUUUCCAAGCACUGCAGAAAGGCCUCAUUGCCAAGGAGACAGGGGUCCGUCUGCUGGACGCUCAGCUUGCCACCGGGGGCAUCAUUGACCCCGUGAACAGCCACCGCCUCCCCCUUGACGUUGCUUGCAAGCGAGGCUACUUCAGCGAAGAGAUGCACAAGACGUUGUCUGCUCCAGCGGACGAUGCCAAGCUGUACUACGACCCCAACGCCCAGGAGAAGGUCAGUUACGCUCAGCUGCAGAGGAAAUGCCACGUUGACAAGCCGACGGGCCUUCGCCUGCUCUCCCUCUCUGACCAGGCCAUCCGGCUUCAGCAGGAGGAGGUCUACUCCGAUAGCCAGGCUAAGGAAUCCUUUGGCAAGGCAGUGGUGGAAGUCCCAGCUGGCAGCUUGAAGGGCAAAACAGUCACAAUCUGGGAGCUGAUUCAUUCUGAAUAUUUCACUGAAGAGCAGAGGCGGGAGCUGAUACGGCAGUUCAAAUCCGGCAAAGUCACCAUCGAGAGGGUCAUCAAAAUAAUUGUCACCAUCAUUGAAGAGACUGAGACCAAAAAGCAAGAGAAGCUGACCUUCAGUGGCUUGCGUGCCCCCGUGCCUGCCAGCGAGCUCUGGGAGUCCAAGAUUCUCAGCAAGGCCCAGUAUGAGCAGCUGAAGGAAGGGAAGAAGACUGUGAGGGACCUCUCCGAGACGGGAGACGUGAAGAGGUACCUCCAAGGGAGCGACUGCAUUGCUGGUGUGUAUGUGGAAGAAACCAAGGAGAAGCUGAGCAUCUACGAAGCCAUGAAGAAGAACCUGCUCCUGCCCAGCACAGCAGUUGUCCUCCUGGAGGCCCAGGCAGCCACAGGGUUCAUGGUGGACCCAGUCAGGAACCAGAAGCUAUAUGUCAAUGAGGCGGUGAAGGCUGGCAUUGUGGGACCAGAGCUCCAUGAGAAACUGCUGUCCGCCGAGAAGGCUGUGACUGGGUACAAGGACCCUUACUCUGGGAACACCAUCUCCCUCUUUGAGGCCAUGAAGAAGGGGCUGAUCCUCAGGGAACACGCCAUCCGCCUGCUGGAGGCCCAGGUCGCCACUGGAGGCAUCAUCGACCCCGUGCACAGCCACCGUGUCCCCGUGGAGGUGGCUUACAAGCGAGGUUACUUUGAUGAAGCGCUGAACCGAUCCCUCUUGGACCCCACAGAUGACACCAAGGGCUUCUUUGACCCCAACACCAAGGAGAAUCUUACUUACCUGCAGCUGAAGGAGAGGUGUAUUGAAGACCCUGAGACCGGCCUCUAUCUGCUGCCCUUGAAGCAACCUGAGAGACCCACCGUGGUGGAGACAACCCAGGUGUACACUGAGGCCGAGACCAAGCAGGUGUUUGAGGAGACCCAGGUUGACAUUCCAGUGGGAGACAGGGCCGGCUCCUCCAUGUCCUUAUGGGAGAUCAUGAACUCGGACCUGAUCCCUGAGGAGCAACGCAAUCGGCUGAUGGAUGAGUUCCGCUCCGGCAAGGUGACAAAGGAGCGCAUGAUCAUCAUCAUCAUCGAGAUCAUUGAGAAGACAGAGAUCAUCCGGCAGCAAGACCUCACCUCCUAUGACUAUGUCCGCCGCCGCAUCACUGCUGAGGACCUCUAUGAGGCCAGGAUCAUCUCCCUGGAAAUAUACAAUGCACUGAAGCAGGGCUCCAAGACCAUCCGCGAGAUCCUGGAGAUCGAGACCACCUGGAGGUACCUGUACGGCUCCGGCUGUGUUGCUGGAAUCUACAUUCCAUCCAGCAAACAGAAGAUCAGCAUCUACCAGGCCCUGAAGAAAGGGCUGAUCAGCCCAGAGGUGGCUCGGCCCUUGCUGGAAGCUCAGGCUGCCACUGGCUUCAUUGUGGAGCCCAUCAAAAAUGACAUGUUGACUGUUGAUGAGGCCGUCAGGAAAGGGGUUGUGGGCCCAGAAAUGCAUGACCGUCUCCUGUCUGCCGAGAGAGCUGUGACCGGUUACCGCGACCCCUACAGCGAGCAGAAAAUCUCUCUUUUCCAGGCCAUGAAGAAGGAUCUCAUCCCUUCUGAAGAAGCCCUCCGGCUGCUUGAUGCCCAGUUGGCCACUGGAGGCAUAAUAGACCCACACCUGGGCUUCCACCUGCCCUCAGAGAUUGCCAUUCAGCGUGGCUACUUUAACAGGGAGACGCACGACCGGCUGUCUGAGCCCAGUGAGGUCCGCAGCUAUGUGGAUCCCUCCACCGACGACAAGCUCAGCUAUGCACAGCUCCUCAAGCGAUGCAGGAAGGACGAGAACAAUGGCUGCCUGCUGUUGCCCCUCUGUGACACUCGGAAGCUGACCUUCAGGGGCCUGAGGAAGCAGAUCUCGGUUGAAGAGCUGGUGCGCUCCAAAGUCAUGGAUGAAGCAACCGCCCAGCGCCUCCAGGAGGGCUUGACCUCUGUGGAAGAAGUCUCCAAAAACCUGCAGAGGUUCUUGGAGGGCACCAGCUGCAUUGCUGGCGUCUACGUGGACUCCUCCAAGGAGAGACUGUCCGUGUACCAGGCCAUGAAGAAAGGCAUCAUCCGUCCCGGCACAGCCUUUGAGCUGCUGGAAGCCCAGGCAGCUACUGGGUAUGUCAUUGACCCCAUCAAGAGCCUCAAGUUGACUGUGGAGGAGGCUGUGCGCAUGGGCAUCGUGGGUCCCGAGUUCAAGGACAAGCUGCUUUCAGCAGAGAGGGCUGUGACAGGCUACAAGGACCCCUACUCUGGCAAGAUGAUCUCCCUCUUCCAAGCCAUGAAGAAAGGCCUGAUCCUGAAAGACCACGGGAUCCGUUUGCUAGAAGCUCAGAUUGCCACAGGAGGCAUCAUUGAUCCAGAGGAGAGCCAUCGCCUGCCUGUGGAAAUGGCAUACAAGAGAGGCCUGUUUGAUGAGGAAAUGAAUGAGAUCCUCCUGGAUCCUAGUGAUGACACCAAGGGCUUCUUUGACCCAAACACUGAGGAGAACCUGACCUACCUGCAGCUGAUGGAGAGGUGCAUGACAGACCCUGAGACUGGGCUCUGCCUUCUGCCUUUGAAGGAGAAGAAACGGGAGAGGAAGACCUCCUCCAAGUCCUCCGUCCGCAAGCGCAGGGUGGUGAUCGUUGACCCAGAGACCGGGAAGGAGAUGUCCGUGUACGAAGCCUACCGCAAAGGCCUCAUUGACCACCAGACCUAUUUGGAGCUCUCUGAGCAGGAGUGCGAAUGGGAAGAGAUCACUAUUUCCUCCUCGGAUGGGGUCGUCAAAUCCAUGAUCAUUGACCGGAGGUCAGGGAGGCAGUACGACAUCGACGACGCCAUUGCGAAGGGCCUGAUUGACCAGUCUGCCCUGGACCAGUACCGCUCGGGCACUUUGUCCAUCACAGAGUUUGCAGACAUGUUGUCUGGCAACAUGAGCGGGUUCCGAUCCAGAUCUUCCUCCGUCGGCUCCUCCUCUUCCUACCCUGUAAGCCCCGCCCAUGGGAGAGCUCAGCUGACCUCCUGGAGUGACCCCACGGAGGAGACCGGCCCAGUGGCUGGCAUCCUGGACACAGACACCCUGGAGAAGGUCUCCAUCACAGAGGCCAUGCACCGCAACCUGGUGGACAACAUCACUGGCCAGAGACUGCUGGAGGCUCAGGCCUGCACGGGAGGGAUCAUUGACCCAAGCUCCGGGGAGAAGUUCUCCGUCGCCGAUGCCGUUAACAAAGGCCUAGUGGACAAGAUCAUGGUGGACAGGAUCAACCUCGCCCAGAAGGCUUUCUACGGCUUUGAGGACCCCAGAACCAAGACCAAGAUGUCUGCGGCACAAGCCCUAAAGAAGGGCUGGCUGUACUACGAGGCCGGCCAGCGGUUCCUGGAGGUGCAGUAUCUGACUGGAGGGCUGAUUGAGCCGGAGGUGACUGGCCGGGUCCCCCUGGAUGAGGCGCUGCAGAAGGGCACCAUCGAUGCCCGCACGGCCCAGAAGCUCCGGGACGUGAACACCUAUUCCAAGUACUUGACCUGCCCCAAAACCAAGCUCAAGAUCUCCUACAAGGACGCCAUGGACAGGAGCAUGACGGAGGAGGGCACCGGCCUGCGUCUUCUGGAAGCCUCUUCCCAGUCCAGCAAAGGCUAUUACAGCCCCUACAAUGUCAGCGGCUCCGGCUCCACCUCGGGGUCUCGAUCCGGCUCGCGAACGGGAUCCCGGUCGGGCUCCAGGCGAGGGAGCUUCGACGCGACGGGCUCCGGUUUCUCCAUGUCUUUCUCUUCCGCCUCUUACACUGCUUCCAACUACGGCCGAAGAUACACAUCAGGUCCAAGCGGCGGUGGCAGCACAGAUGUCCCCCCCAGCCUUGCUGGCAUCUCGGCCCCCCACAGCGUGAGCUGCGGAGGAGGAGAAAGCGGCAGCAGGAGAUCUCUUGGACUGCAGGGGCAGCCGCAGCUUCCUGUGGCCUCCAGCGACUUCCUCCACGGAGCCCCACCAGCUCCCUCCGUCAAGGCAGAGGAUGACCCUCGUGCCAAGGAGCCUCCUGACCUCCUGCCUCCAGUCUGCACCCUCCGCCUCCAGUCAGGAAGGAAGAGAGCCCCCACCGCCCCCUGGGCACCCCACAGCCCCCCUCGGCUGCCACAAGCUUCCAACGCCAUGCCUGGACUGCUCUUUCUCACGGGCCCUCGGCCGGACGACCAAGACCACUGCUGUCUGCACUCCACCGCGGCUGCUCUCUGGCUGGCUUCCCCUCCGCUGCCUGGACUCUGUGCUCAGACCACGUUUUCUCCUAGUCCCACCAAAGAAGCCCCCCUGUCGCUGGGAGAACUCCUGAGCUGGUUUUCUGAGGUCAGCAAGUCCUGGAGGAGCUCAGCAGGAGGCCCCGAGGCGGCAGCAGAUGCAGCAGCCUUCCCUCCGCUGCUCUCGCCCACAAAGACGUUUUUCAUGGUGGAUGCUGCUAGCCUCCCAGGAAGGAACUCGGACCCCCCAACUCCAGACGCAGAACAGGGACCAGAGAGGGCCUGGCCGAGGGGCGACUGGAAGGAGCGCAGCCCAGACAUGCGGGAGCAGCUGCUCUCCCUGUGCCACUGGCUGGAUGCCCUGGAGAAGAGGCUGCCGGGCCUCCCUGAGCGGGACUCUGCCACAGAGCCAGCAAUGAGCUGGAUCCUGGCUGACAUGGUGAAAGUGCCAGCCCUGGAGGGCACAGCCCUGGUGGCCCACAUCCCUGUGCAACUCAAGGUGUCUGAGGACGGCAAGUCCCCUUCCGUGGGUGGCCAAGGGGCAUCGUGCCCGCCAGUGGGCCUCCCUGCUGCCAUGGCCCUGGCAGACUCUGGUGGAGGUGGGCAGCAGCAGCAGCAGCAGCAGCCCUCGGAGAAGCUGGCGGAGCGGGCAGCGGGCAGUCUUCCUCUGCUGGUGGGGCUCUUCUGGGCCCAGAUCCACGGGGCUUCCUGGGAGGUGCCGCCUUCUCCCUCCUCGUGUGCCAGUUCUCCUUGGGAGGGCCUCCCCCACAUCCAUCCCGCAACCCCUCCAUCCAUCCGUCUUCUCCGGCCUGGACUGACAGCUACCAGGAGAGCCCUGGGAGAGGGGGCAGAGGGGGCUCCACGCUGCCGCCAGGGCGCCCGCCACCAAGCUGGCCUCCAGCUGCUGCUCCAGAGAAGGCCUCCUCCCCGCACGACACGCCGGACCCUGGGCCAGACACACCGGCAGCACCGGCUCUCCUCUCCCGAUGGAACUUCAGCCCAAGGCCCCCCACCGCCGGGGGCUUCCGACGGCUCCUCUCCGUCCGUCCUGGGGGCAGCGGCUGAGGAGCCCCUGAAGGCAGAAGCAGAGGCAGCCGCUGUGCCCUUGGCCCACCAUCGACCGCCACUGUCUCCUCCGCCGCCAGCCAUGGGCAAUGCGGGGGGCAGACCCAGCUGCCUGGGGGAGAAAAGCCAGAAGCCGGACGACUUCCUGAAGGACUCGUACCUCAAGGACCUGGGCCUGGCGUGCGGGCGCCCCUCCAGGAGGAACAACGCAGGGGGCCACGGGGGCCCCCCGGAGAAGCCUCCACUCAGCCCCCGGGUGAUCGAGAACGGCUGGAGCGUGGCGACGCUGGGGGGGCCCAGCAAGAGCCAGCAGGGCAGCCCCCUCCCCAAGCAGAACAACAUGGAUGUCAAGGUGCAGAACGGGGGGGCCCUCAGCUGCAGCAACCCCCUCAAGGCCCAGCUGGAGGCAGCAGCGGCGGUGGCGGGGGCUGCCUGGAGUCCCCCCCGGGGGCUGGCGCACGGGAGCGGCUGGGUCUGGAAGCCCCUCACCACCACGGAGGUGACGGAGGUGACCGAGGUGACCGAAACCGUUGUGACUGAGAUCGUGGAGGUGACCGAGUACCCCGGGGGCGACCGGAGCAAAGAGCCCACCGUCACCAGGCGGGUCAAGGUGCUCACGGAGUGCGCAGGAGGAGCCCUGCCAGAGCUCCAGAACAGCCAGAGCUGGCCUGCUGGCCAGGGGGACCCUCUGGAGCCGUGGAGCAGCCCCAGCAGCAAGGCAGCUGCUGCCCUCCUAGGAGAGGUGUGGGGCGCAGAGCAGGCCCAAGUGACUCUGAGGAAGCUUCUCUCUUGGGUCAGCGACAUGGAGGAGCUCAUGGCCAACCAGAAGCCCCCUUCCUCCGAAGCCAAAGUGGUGAAGGCGCAGCUGCAGGAGCAAAAGCUUCUAAGGCGCCUUCUGGACGAGCGCAGGUCCCAUGUGGAGGGCCUCCUGCAGGAGAGACGGGCACCCUCUGAGCCCCCUGGCACCACAGACGGGCACGGAAAGGAUGGAGGCCUUGCCAACCUCCAGGAGAAGUGGCAGACGCUAAUCCAGGGGGCAGAAGCCAGGCACAGCUCCCUGGAGCGGAUCCUUCCUGCAGCCCACACCUUCCAGGAGUCUGUCGAUGUUUUCCAGGACUGGCUGGCCUCCACAGAGAGGAAGCUGGCUGAGCUGUGGAGAGCCAACGGGAGCCUCAGCCAGGCGCAGGGAGCCCUCCAGCAAGUCCAGGACCUCUGUGAGGAAAUCCGGUCCAAGACGGCUGACCUGGAACGGGCUCUGGAGCACGGGCAGAGGCUUCUGGAGAUGGUGGCAGGAGAGGAAGCCCAUCUGGCCCAGGAGAAGAUGGACUCCCUGCGGAUGAGGUUCCUCCUGGUGGGCCAGAGCAGCGCUGCCAUCCUGCACCGCCUGGAGCAGACCCUGGAGGCCUCCUGCCGGCUGGGCCCCACGGAGGAGGAUCUGGCCCUGUGGCUGGAGCGCUUGGAGAAGGAGCUGGCACCGCAGGGGGGCCAGCCGGGGGGUGACGAUGACGGGACCCGCCAGCUCAGUGCUUCAGACAGAGAGAAGUUUGAGCAGGUGCUGGGCUCCGAGAUGGACAAGGUGUCCCACCUGAGCACACACCUGGAGGAGCUGGGCCAGGUGCACCUGGAAGCGGAGGCCAUCCAGCAGCAGCUGGCUGAUCUGAAGCUCCUGUCGGCGGAGAUCUUGCACCACCACGGCCUCGUGGAACGGCUGGUGGCCAUCGCUGACCCACUGCUCAGCCUCUGCCCCCCAGAAGUGCAACAGCAGCUCCAGCCCUCAGUCCGGCCCCUGCAGGAGCGCUCGGAGCACCUCCUGCGCCAGAGCCUGGCCUGCACCCUGCGCCUGGAGCGUGCCCAGUCUCUGCUGGCGCAGUUCGCUGAAGCCCGUGAGGAGCUGUGCCCGUGGCUGGAGGAGACGCAGCGGGCAGUGGGGCAGUUCUCCCCCGACGGCAUCAGCUGCGAGGCCUUCCGGGAGCACCAGGAGCUGCUGCAGGGUCUCCGAGAGGCCAUUGCAGAGCACAAGCCCCUGAUGUCCAAGUUGCAACGGCUGUCGGGGCAGCUGGCUGAGCUCAGUCCACAGGAGGCUGCCCCCUUCCAGCAGGGCUGGCAGGCGGCCGAGGAGCAGUAUGGAAGCAUCCGGGAAAGGGUUCGCCAGGCGGCAGCUGUGCUGGAGGAGGCCAUUCCGCGAUACAGCCAGCUGUCGGAGCGCAUGGAGCUGAUGGUAGAGAGCUUGGAGAGGCUGCAGAGCCGCACGAGGGACCCCCCUGCGGUGCGGGGAGACUCCGCCUGGCUCCGGGAGCAGAUCCGGGAGAACGGCCUCCGGCUGGCGGAGCUGGAGAAGCUGGGAGUGGCUCUGGAGACCCUCCGCGGGCAGGGGGCUGAGCUGCUGGCCACCGUGCAGGCGAGCGGAAACAGAGGGAUCCAGGAGCGUGUGGAGCAGCUGCUGAGCCAGUGGAAGGUCCUUUGGGAGCAGAGCGAGGAGCGGGAGAACUGGCUGCAGGGCCUGCUGGUGCUGGCCGACCGCUUCUGGCAGGGCCUCUCGGACCUGGCCGCCACCCUGGGAGACAUCCAGCAGGUGGUGCUGGAGCCGGAGGAGGCUGCCUCGGACCCCAAGGCCAUCCAGGCCAGGCUUGGGGCCAUGCAGGCCCUGCGAGAAGAGAUCGACUCCCUGCUGAACGAGCUGGACUCCCUGGGCGUCCUGGGCAUGGAGCUGAUGUCGUCCUGUGGAGAUCUGGACAAACCGGACGUCACCAAGAGCCUAGAUGAUCUCUACUCUUCUUGGAACAGCCUGAGCCGGGUGUGGGGCGAACGCCAGACCCGCCUGGAAGAGCAGCUGCAGGCCUCACUCAACUACCAGCAGACCAUGGAGAGGCUCCUGAGAUGGCUGGAGGCGGCUGAGUUGAAGAUUGCAGAGGAGUUUCUGGUCGGGGGGGACCUGGACCUUGUCAAGCAGCAGCUUUCAGAGCUCAAGGAUUUCAAGCGAGAGCUAUGCCAGGUCAAGGUGGAUGUGGAAAGCCUGCGGCACCCUGUGAGCCCCAGGGGGGCCAACAUCAAGGGGGCCCCCAGCGCUCUCUGCAGCUUCCGCAACCGCUGGAACUGGCUGGAGGAGGAAAUUGUGAAGCGGCAGCAUCGCCUGGAAGCCGCCCUCCUGGGUCUGGGUCAGUUCCAGAACCAGCUGGAGGAGCUCCUGCAGUGGCUCCUUCGCACCACAGAGCAGCUGGAGGCCCCCACCGGCCUCAGCCUGGACCUGCAGAGCUGUGAGAUUGAGCUGGCAAAGCACAAGGUGCUGCGGAACGAUGUCGUCUCUCGCACCCGGACCGUCCAGUCUGUGAGGGAGGCCGGGGAGGCCCUGGUGCUCUCUGGGGCAGGGGAUUCGGUGGAGGGGCUCCAGGGCAGCCUCCAGCAGCUGGGCCAGCGCUGGGACUUCCUCCUGGGCGAGAUGGAGAGUCGGCAGCUGGAGUUGGAGAACAACCUCAGCCAGGUGCAGGAUCUGACCUUGGAGAUCACAGAGCUGCUCCGGUGGCUGGAACACGUGGAGCUCCAGCUCUUUUUCUCCAAGCCAGGCUGGGAUCACCCAGAGACCACCAAGGACAAGCUGGCAGCACAUCUGGAGUUGUGCCGAGAGAUGGAGUCCAAGCAGCAGACAUACCACAGCGUCCGGGAGCAGCUCCAGCGCCUGCCGGCCACCAGCCACCCCCCACGGGCUUCCAGCAUGGAGCACAGCCUGAGCAUCCUAGAGCAGAAGUGGGCCAGCGUUGCCAGCCUGGUGCAGGAGCGGAAGGAGCAGCUCAGCGAAGGGCUGACGGUCAGCACCGAGUUCCACUCCACAGCCCAGGAGCUGCUGCAGUGGGUGGGGAGGACGGAGGAGGCCCUGGCAGGGCUGCCCCCUCCCAGCUACGUCCUGGAAACCGUCACCAGCCAGAUCCAGGAGCAGAAGGCCCUGGCCAAGGAGACCCAGGCGCAGAGCGAGAAGCUGGCCGGCCUGGAGGUGGUCGCCAUGCGCAUGAAGGGCUUCAGCCGGAAGCAGGACUGCGGCCUCAUCCACAGCCUGGUGCUGAACGCCAAGGAGCGGCUGGCCAAGGUGGCGCAGCAUGUGGGCGAGAGGGGGGCCCAGCUGGAGGAGGCACGCAAGCGCACCAAGCAGUUCAGCGAGUCUUGGCAGCUGCUCCUGGACUGGCUGGAUGAGGUGGAGCCUGACCUGGAGGGGAGCAGCAACGCUGCCGUGAGCCAGGAAGAGAUCAAGAACCUCCUGGAGGAACACAAGGAGUUCCAGAAGGGGCUGCGUGCCAAGCGCCCGGUCUAUGAGGCCACCUUGCGGAGUGGGCGCCUUCUCCGGGAGAAGGCCCUGCUGCCUGACGACACCCAAACCCUGGAGGAGAUGUUGGGGGAGCUGAGGGGCCAGUGGGAGGCCAUCUGUGGCCGGGCGGCUGAGAGGCAGCGCAAGCUGGAGGAAGGUCUGCUCUUCUCAGGCCGCUUCACAGAUGCCCUGCAGACCCUCAUGGACUGGCUGUACCGGGCUGAGCCCCAGCUGGCCGAGGAGACCCCCGUGGGUGGGGACAGGGACCUGGUCAGUGCCCUCAUGGACAAGCACAAGGUCUUCCAGAAGGAGCUGGGCCAGAGAGCCAGUUGCAUCAAGGUGCUGAGGCGCUCCCUGCGGGAUCUGAUGCGCGGCAGCAGCGGUGGCGCGGGAGACUCCCAGUGGCUCCAGAGCCAAGUGGAAGAGCUGAGCCACCGCUGGGAGAUCGUCUGCCAGCUCUCCGUCUCCAAGCAGGACCGGCUGGAGGCUGCCCUGCGGCAGGCCGAGGAGUUCCAUGCCCUGGUGAACUCCUUCCUGGGGCGCCUGACUGAGCUGGAGAAGUCCAUCAAGUUUGGUGCCCUUCCGUCAGAGGAGGCCGCUGUGCAGGAGUGCCAGAGUCAGCUGCAGGAUCUGAGGCAGAGCCUCCAGUGCCAGCAGCUGCAGCUGGAGUGCAUCAGCUCCCUGGGGGAGGAGAUCCUCAGCACCUCCCACCCGGACUCCGUCAUCACCAUCCGGUCGUGGGUCACUGUCUCCAGGAGUCGCUUCGAGGAGGUGCUGAGCUGGGCCCAGCAGCAGGAGGAGCGGCUGCAGGUGCAGGCAGCCUCUCUGGCCGCGGAGCGGGAGGAAGUGGCGCGGCUCAUGGACUGGAUCACGGCCGCUGAGGAAGCCCUGAGCCUCCGGGACGAGGAGCCCCUCCCAGAGGACGCAGAGCAGCUGGAGGAGCUCAGCGCCCAGCACGGGGUGUUCAUGGAGGAGCUGACCCACAAGCAGCCAGAUGUGGAGAGGGUCACCAAGAGCUGCAAGCGCAAGACAGCCCCUGAGGCGGGGGGGGUGGCCCCUGGCUCCCGCAAGCUGCCUUCCCGGCGGCGCAGCACCAGGAAGCUCUCCCCCAGGGCUCGGCCUGUGCCCCUCGAGGACCUGGCGCCCCAGAGCCCCCUCCUGGCCCAGCUGGUGCAGCGCUGGCAGCAGCUCUGGCUCUUGGCCCUUGACCGCCAGUACCGGCUCCAGAACGCCCAGCAGCGCCAGCGAGAGCUGGAGGAGUUUGCCCACUUUGACUUCUCGGUCUGGCGAAAGCGGUACAUGCAGUGGAUCAGCCAGAUGAAAUCUCGCAUCCUGGACGUCUUCCGGGGCAUUGACCGGGACCAGGACGGGCGCAUCACCCAGCAGGAGUUCAUCGAGAGCGUCCUCUCCUCCAAAUUCCCCACCAACCCGCUGGAGAUGAGUGCUGUGGCCAGCAUCUUUGACCUGAACAGGGAUGGCUUCAUUGACUACUAUGAGUUUGUGAGUGCUCUGCACCCCAGUCGGGACAUCCUGCGCAAGGCGGCUGAUGCGGACCAGAUCCAGGACGAGGUGAACAGGCAGGUGGCUCAGUGCAACUGUGAGAAGCGUUUCCAGGUGGAACAGAUCAGUGCCAACCGGUACAGAUUUGGGGAGUCACAGCAGCUGCGCAUGGUCCGCAUCCUGCGAAGCACCCUAAUGGUGCGUGUGGGCGGAGGCUGGAUUGCCCUGGAUGAGUUCCUGGUGAAGAACGACCCUUGCAGAGUGAAGGGAAGGACGAACCUCAAGAUCAAUGAGAAAUACCUGACGUCAGACCCUGCGGGGGGCAAAGGGGGCGGCUCUCAGUCCGCAGCCCCCGCCUCCAAGGCGCUGUCUCCCCCCAGCCGCUCCAAUUCCAGUCUCAGCCUCUACAGCAGUGCUUCAGCCCCCAGCAGCCCCCUCACCAGGAAGUCUGUCCUGCGCAGGACACGCUCCGGGGAUCGGUGCCUCCACUCCCGCAGCUCUCUGGUGACGGACGGGGCGGAGCUGACCUUUGCCGGAGGAGGAGGAGCCUCUGAGGAUGGAGGAGGAGCCUCUGAGGAUGGAGGAGGGGCCUCUGAGGAUGGAGGAGGAGCCUCUGAGGGUGGAGGAGGAGCCAGGGCGGAGCCUGAGGCUGAGCCCCCUCCAGAGCCCCCCGGAGGCCCCCCGCCCUGAAGGACGCAGCCUCUGCGGAAAAGACGGGCCGUCCAUCCUGACCACUGUGGCACCCGGAGCCAGUCGGGGCAGGGCCCCCUCGCGGGAGACGGGCUCAGAGGCC